Photinus pyralis (common eastern firefly) is the source of this 2195-nucleotide messenger RNA. Its product is annotated as sodium/hydrogen exchanger 9B2-like. Gene Ontology annotation, molecular function: antiporter activity. Lineage: Eukaryota; Metazoa; Arthropoda; Insecta; Coleoptera; Lampyridae. The transcript has 6 exons. Gene Ontology annotation, biological process: proton transmembrane transport. The coding region runs from base 140 to 2083 and encodes 647 amino acids. Gene Ontology annotation, cellular component: membrane. The record is from RefSeq and is a predicted model, not a curated record.
UGGCUGGUUAUGUGGUCGUAUUACUUAACCAUGUAUUUUUAUAUUGCUUAUCACCUCUUGUUCGAUAACUCACUAAAUUACCACUACUGUUCAGUUAUACCGCGUAUUUACUGUACAGUGCUACUUAGUGUUGGUGACCAUGGCUCAACUAAGAGUUAAUUUUCAAUUAGGACCAAUGUCGGUGGAUGGCAGCAGACCGACGACUCCUCCACAGUUUGACGUCACGCGAAAAGCGAGCAAUUUUAGCGACUAUGGGCAUGACAAUCCCACGUUUGAAUCGCCCGCAAGAAGUAGAAAAGUAUCUACAAACUCGGAGCACGCGGAAAUAGGUCCGGUCAGAAAAAAGAGCAUACUUCAUCUUGCACAGAAUAGUACCGUAGAAAAUGUUAAUCAAGUUGCGCCAGAAGUUUCACGGCAAGCAAAUGGAGAUACAAGAUGUCAGAAGCAAUCGAUUUCGGAAUCAACUUCUGCCAGACAAAGAUGCACCUCAGACACAAACGAACAAGAUCACAGUUCGUGGUGGUACACAUUUUGCUUCAAAUGUCGAAAGAAAGAGGCACACCCCUCGUGGGAACCGCCGAUGUGGCCACGCAUUUGUCCAUAUCCGUUUUGUCCGACGUACAGGCAGUUUUCUAGGAUAAUAGGAAUAGCUUUCAUAGGAGUAUUUUUGUGGGGCGUUACGUACGCGAUGUUAGGCGAAACUGCGGCGCCAGGGGGCCAACUGUUUCAAUUAAUUUUGCUCACUCUCUGCGCACACUUUGGUGGUUGGUUGAUAAGCCUAACGACGCUUCCGGCGCUCAUAGGAAUGCUCUUUACUGGACUGCUGCUCCAAAACGUGGGCUUGAUCAACUUUGAUGAGUCAUUUAAAGAGGUCACAAGAGACCUAAGGAAAAUUGCUUUGGUUAUCAUUUUAACACGCGCUGGACUGGAUAUGGACCCCCAUGCCUUAAAGAAGCUAAAAAUUACGGUGCCGAAACUGGGGCUAGUACCGUGGACUGUAGAGGCGGCAGUCGUAACCAUUAUGUCGCAUUACCUUUUAAAUUUACCGUGGGAUUGGUGUCUACUAUUAGGAACUAUAAUCGCGGCUGUGUCGCCCGCUGUCGUCGUACCUUGCCUAUUUAGACUUCGAACUAAAGGAUACGGAGUGGCGAAGGGCAUUCCGACGUUGAUCAUCGCCGUUGCAGGAAUAGAUGAUGCGGCAUCCGUCGCUGGAUACGGAAUUAUUCAAAGCAUUAUGUUUUCGCACGAUUCGCUAACAUCGCAGAUCCUUCAAGGUCCCUUGUGCCUUCUGGGAGGUAUUGGGUUUGGGAUAUUAUGGGGUACAAUUUCAAAUUUUGUCCCCGAAAGACACGAUCCCUUCGUGGUCCCACUAAGGAUAGUAAUGCUCCUGUCUGGCGGUUUGGUCGCUGUGUUCGGAAGUGAACUGAUCGGUUACGAGGGCGCAGGGCCGCUGGCCGUUGUCGCAUCGGCCUUUGUCUGCCUUUGUUUUUGGACGAAGCACGGGUGGGAAGUUGAAGACAAUCCCGCAUCCACAGCCUUUGAAAUAUUCUGGAUGAUUUUUGAACCUAUUCUCUUUGGAAUCACAGGGGCACAAAUUAAAUUUGCGGAGCUAGAUGUUGGUGUAGUCACAAUUGGUAUAGGAAUAUUGAUUGCUGGUGUCUUAAUACGAAUAUGUGCCACCGUCAUCGUGGGAAUAGGUAGCAAAUUGAAUUUGAAAGAAAAGAUAUUUGUUGCACUUUCGUGGAUGUCAAAAGCGACUGUUCAGGCGGCGCUUGGACCUAUCGCUCUUUCAAUCGUAGGUGACAAACAACCCGAGAAAGAUUACGCCGAAAAGGUCUUAAUGAUUUGCGUUCUUUCAAUUAUAUUAACCGCUCCCACUGGUGCAAUUUUAAUCACACUAUCGGGAUCACGACUACUUACAAAACUUAAAGUCCAUCCUCACAUUCCAGAGGGUUGGAAAAGAAGCCACAGGCCCUCCAUAUACGAUAUCAGUAUAAUAGAUGAAGAAGACGAGUACAAACGAGAUGGCGAGACGGUGGAGAAUGGAGGUGGUGAUAAAACAAAUAUAAGACGUGAACCUUAAUUGAUCAAGGUGUUUAAUGUUAUUGCUUUUUUUUAGAAUUAAGAGUAGCUGUAAAUAAAAUGUUUUGUUGAAGACAUGAAAAGCUCAUGAAGGACUACAUGCAUUUCCAAUG